This is a messenger RNA of Charadrius vociferus (killdeer), 963 nucleotides long. RefSeq names its product sulfatase modifying factor 2 (gene SUMF2). Gene Ontology annotation, cellular component: endoplasmic reticulum. The record is from RefSeq and is a predicted model, not a curated record. Lineage: Eukaryota; Metazoa; Chordata; Aves; Charadriiformes; Charadriidae. Bases 1 to 963 code for a protein of 320 amino acids. The transcript is spliced from 9 exons.
AUGGCUCCGGGGGCGGUGGGACUGGUUCUGCUGCUGUGCUGUGGGGCGAUCCGGGGUGAGCUCCCCGCCCCGGGCUCAUUUGGAAAGGAUGAAAACAUGGUGCAGCUGCCUGGGGGGAAGUUUCAGAUGGGAUCCAGUUCCCUGGAGAAGAGGAACGAAGAGGGGCCCGUCAGGGAGGUGACGGUGAAGCCCUUUGCUAUCGACAAAUACCCCGUCACGAACGGGGAUUUCAGGGAGUUUGUUAGAGAAAAGAAAUACAAAACAGAAGCAGAAGCGUUUGGCUGGAGCUUUGUCUUUGAGGAUUUCGUAUCUGAAGAGCUGAAAAAAAAAGUCACGCAAAAACUGGAGUCUGCCCCUUGGUGGUUGCCCAUCGAGAAGGCUUUUUGGCGACAGCCCUCGGGUCCUGGCUCCGGCAUAAAGGACAGACUGGACUACCCGGUGCUGCACGUGAGCUGGAACGACGCGCAGGCGUUCUGCGCUUGGAAAGGGAAGAGGCUCCCAACGGAGGAGGAGUGGGAAUUUGCUGCCAGGGGAGGACUGGAGCAAAGGGUGUAUCCCUGGGGAAACAAGUUUCAGCCGAACCGUACAAACCUGUGGCAGGGAAGAGGCCACUUCCCGAGGGCAGACACUGCUGAAGAUGGUUAUCACGGCGUCUCGCCGGUGGCAGCGUUCCCUCCUCAGAACAACUACGGGCUCUACGACCUGCUGGGGAACACCUGGGAGUGGACCGCGUCCCAGUACCCAACUGGGGGGCUCUCGGUGAGGCAGCGCGCUCAGAAAAUGCAGGUCCUGAGAGGUGCCUCGUGGAUUGACACGGCAGAUGGGUCCGCGAACCAUAAAGCUCGUGUUACUACCAGAAUGGGGAACACGCCGGACUCGGCUUCCGACAACCUCAGCUUCCGCUGCGCUGCCGACAUCCCGCCCGUCGCGGCCGAGAAAAGCCGGACCAAACCCGAGCUCUGA